Molecule: messenger RNA, 1986 nt
Organism: Phytophthora infestans T30-4
Lineage: Eukaryota; Oomycota; Peronosporomycetes; Peronosporales; Peronosporaceae
Exons: 4
Coding region: 1-1986 (661 amino acids)
Source: RefSeq, a predicted model, not a curated record
AUGGCGGACGAGGAGAAGCGACGCGUUCCGGAGGUGAUUGAGCUCGCGGAGAGCGACAACGAGGACGAAGAACACAAGGGAGAGCACGAUGAAGAUGAGUAUGUUUUGGAGAGCACCGACGAGGACGCUUGCUGCAUCUGCCAGGACGUGGUAGAUAUUCUGAAACAAGGUCAUCUGUCCAGCUGCGACCACCGUUUCCACUUCGACUGCAUCGUGGCUUGGGCCAAAGUGACCAACUUGUGUCCACUAUGCAAGACCAAGUUCAGCUCAGUCACUCGACAGGACGCACAGGGUGCAGUGGUGCAUCGCGAGGUUAUCACGGACGUCAAACAAGUUUAUCGACCAGACCCAUCCGACCACGAUAUUGCCGCUCAAUUGCGUCUGGUAAACCAAGCAAGAUGCGAACUUUGUGGCUCUGGCGAGGAUGAACAUGUGCUGCUACUGUGCGAAGCGUUGGGCUGUGGCGUAGCCAACCACACGUACUGUAUCGGACUACGAUCGGUACCUAAUACAUCAUGGUACUGCUCUAGUCACGCCACAACUCAGCAGAGAGCUAGCGAUGCGAUUGAACGACCAGCCACGACGGUGUCUACACGACGUCGGACACGGCGAUUGGCCAGUUUAAUGUCGAAUGUGCUGCGUGGACGUAGCGGAUCAACGUCCACAAGAUCGCGAAGGCGCGGACCGUCAGGUUUUGUUGCAGUAGAAGAAGCAGAAGAUCGAAGACCGGUGCGAGGCAUCGCAGCGGCGUAUGCUCUGCGUAUGUCGAGAGAACUGAUGCAAGUGCAACUACGAGCAGAUGCCAUGUUCGCCCGCGGCGAUCUAACGCAAUCCUCUCUAUAUGGACGGAGAAAUGGAAAUGCUGCUCUUGGUACACGGUCUACAGUGACAUCGACGCCGUCGAACAUCGAUCAAAUGUGGAAAGAUCACAGUCGAAGUCGACAAGAACUCGCGGCGGCGGCGAUCGCAACGCGCGACUCGAGUUUGCUCAAUGAAAUCGGCAGUAAACGACCCAAUCAACGCAACAAUCGCGUGUCGAACACGUUUGCUCCGGAAUACUGCGAGCUCGCCAAACUGAUGCAAGAUGCAGUGAACAACGACAAUUACGCGUCGUCCGUGUCGCUAUUGAUCCCCAAGACAGCCAAAUUGAGACUGGUAUCGAGGGUUAAAACGUUUUUCAGUCGACUGAAUCAAAAGGAGAAGGCAGCGGCACUUGAAGUGGGUUGUCUGGCAGUUUUGCACGAGUGGAUUCGCGUUCCAGAACGAGAUGGAGACAGCUCUACAGCACCCAAUCCACAGGUGUUAGAUGCUGUUAUCGGUAUCUUAGAGACGCUUCCUGUUCGUAAAGAAGACCUUGUCGAGGUAAGUACACAUGUUGAGGAAGGCUUACAAGCCACGUUGGACGGUCUUUCCGAGCUUUCCGACGUCAGUAUCGAGAUUCGACAGCGAGUUAUCGAACUUAGCGAGAAGUGGCGAGAUUUGAACCCUCCAGCUCUGAUUGAGUCACCACCACCUCAAGUUACUCAACAAGUAUCGUCGCCUGUUAACGCUGCCCAGAACUUGCCCGUAAUUGAGGCAUUUACCUCACCGAAGCGUCCAGCACGAGCACACGGCAAACGGAAACGAGAAGCAUGGUCGGAUACUGUUGUCGAGUAUGUCAAGGCCAAGCUGUAUCCUCUGUACAAGGAGCAUGGAGGCUCUGGAAAGUUGACUCGAGAGCGAUUCAAGACGAUCGUGAAGCAAGUAGCCGAUCUGUUUUCACAGGAAGCAGCCUCCAUGCAGUCGGCCGUGUUGUUGCCCUCCGGAGAGCUGUCGAAUCUCGCCAAGUCUCGUAUAAAAAAACUCAUCGAUAGAGUGUACAAGGCGUCCACGAGUGGUGCUUCUGUUUCCUCUCGUUCCAGCUAUCCUACUCCGUUACUUAUGCGCGCCACGGUGCCAGCAUCGACGUAUUCUGCGGUCCCCUCUGUCAAGCACCAACGGAGAUAA